Eimeria necatrix is the source of this 677-nucleotide messenger RNA. RefSeq lists its product as hypothetical. Gene Ontology annotation, molecular function: ice binding. Lineage: Eukaryota; Apicomplexa; Conoidasida; Eucoccidiorida; Eimeriidae. The record is from RefSeq and is a predicted model, not a curated record. The annotation marks the transcript as partial. The transcript has 2 exons.
CAGCAGCAGCAGCAGCAGCAGCAGCAGCAGCAGCAGCAGCAGCAGCAGCAGCAGCAGCAGCAGCAGCAGCAGCAGCAGCAGCAGAUGCAGCAGCAGCAGCAGCAGCAGCAGAUGCAGCAGCAGCAGCAGCAGCAGCAGCAGCUUACGUGUCGGGUAGCUGGGAGAGAAGCGGCAGCAGCGCGGUCUCCAUGGCUGGGCCUAAAGAGCAGCUGAGGCUCUUUGCAGCUUUUGCGAGUUUGAGGGCAAGUUCGCUGUCGUUGGUCAAUACCAGAAGCAAAAAAGAAAGCAGCAGCAAAUCCGUGCAGCAGCAGAAGCAAAAAAGAAGGCAGCAGCAAAUCCGUGCAGCAGCAGCAAAGAGAACACAGCAUGAAGCAGCAAACAGAAGUCGACACACUCCAGCAGCAGCAGCAGCAGCAGCAGCAGCAGGACCGGCAGUGACUGCAGCAGCUUUCUCGGGAGCGAGGCUGGCGAACCAGCCACAACCACAGCAGCAUGCACUGCACCAGCAGCAGCAGCAGCAGCAGCACCAGCAGCAGCAGCACCAGCACCAGCAGCAGGAGCACCAGCAGCAGCAGCAGCAGCAGCAGCAGCAGCAGCAGCAGCAGCAGGAACUUUGCCUACUGCUUGUGUGCCCUGGAGAUUUGGAAUUCUGCAGCUUUUUAUUUUCGAGCUUUUGA